GGGGGGCAAUCGAUGGUAGGAAGACGUCUGGCAGUUUGUCAUUAACUGGGAAAUAAAUCGGUCGUUCUCAAUCUCGAGUGCAUCGCAUAUUUUAAGCUCUCUAUAUAACGGACAUGAGGUAUUCACAGGCACGUUCCGGGUGACUGAAGCUCGAGGCAUCGGUUAGAGUCGAGUCCAGUUAUCGAAUAGCGUUCGGAAAAUAUGCAGGAGGACUUUAAGAGGUUAGUACCGAGGAUCGUCUAUACCGCAGCACUGAGCGACAUCUGCGGUCAUGCAGGCUGCGCCGUUCAACAGGUUCAGGAUAUGUUCGAAGGAAGUUACGAGGAUUCCGAAAAGCUGGUGCACUUUUCGAAACAGAAAAGGCUCAGCAGGUCGCGGUCGAAGCGAAAUCCCCGAAAGUUAUCAGCGGCAUCCGCCGACCGGCAGUCCUCCUCUUCCUCGAGGAGCCCCACACCUCCUUGCCGCAAUGCCGCGAAUCGAGGCAAAAGAAUUCCGUCUAACGUUAAGAGCCACCACGGUGACGUCGAUACGGAGUCACCCUCAUCCGGUUACAAGGAGUACCUACAAUUGCUCACCGUUCCUCAUCAGAAUUCUGCGGUACUUGAGUGGGGAGAGGCUAGUGGCGACGACCUCAGUUCAGAAUGGGAGUCCGACUACUCAGAGAGCAAAUACCAGCUAGACUCGAUUGACUCGAAAUCUGACAUUUCCGAGGUAAAUUAUACAUUUCGCUCGGGACUUAUUCAUGGUGCGCCGAUUCGAUUUAUCUAUUAUGAGACACCGAAACACGCAUUUAUUUAAUGUCAAUGAAA
Molecule: messenger RNA, 809 nt
Organism: Diprion similis
Lineage: Eukaryota; Metazoa; Arthropoda; Insecta; Hymenoptera; Diprionidae
Exons: 3
Coding region: 202-798 (198 amino acids)
Source: RefSeq, a predicted model, not a curated record